AUGCAGGCGGUGCAGGACUUGUCCGGCCGGACGGCUGCGGAGCUGCAGGACACCGAGAGCCAGGAGGAGGCCUUGGCGCAGAAGCUGAGCCGCGCGCAAAGGAAGACGGCAGCGAUGGCCGAGGAGGCCAGGCGUCUGGCCGCCUACCAGCAGUCCCUGGAGGCAGAGCUGGCGCGUGUGCGGGAUGCCACUGAGUCAUGGCGCAGUGCCAGGGGCGCGGCACGCCAGGAGGCCCAGCGAGCAGCCAACCACUGCAGACGAGUCUUGCGUUCGGUGGGGGACGACGCAAAGCAAGAGGAGCCAGAAGAGCACGUGCCGCUGCCACUUGCCUCGCUGGCCUUCCUCGCACCUUUGUGA
Messenger RNA from Effrenium voratum, 357 nucleotides. The record is from the annotation of a GenBank genome assembly. NCBI's taxonomy places the organism in Eukaryota, Dinophyceae, Suessiales, Symbiodiniaceae.